CAUCAUCUCAGCCGAUUCAACAUUUUGCUAAAUUCAGCGUGUUUACGUAUGUUUGUUGGUGUUUCGCUGGUGGUUCACUGGUGUUCACCGCUUUUGCAUCACGAUGGACUCCAUUCCGAGAACGCAUAAGGACAUUGAAGCUCAGAUAAGAGAAAUACAGUCAAAAAAGAAGGAGCUUCUGAACACAGCAUCUGAGAAAGAUCAAGUUGCUUUGGGAAAAACUGGUUUCUAUGAUCAAGAUAUUUAUGAUAGCAGUAAUAAUAAAUUUGAUGGCUACGUUACAUCGAUUGCAACCAACGAUGAGAUUGAGGAUUAUGAUCCGUUUGCGGACAAACGACCCACCAUAGCUGAUCGAGAGGAGAAAGAUUAUGAUCCAUUUGCCGACAGACGACGGCCUACCAUAGCUGACAGGGAAGAUGAGUACCGACAGAAAAGACGGAGAAUGAUUAUCUCUCCUGAACGUGUCGAUCCCUUUGCUGAGGGUGGCAAGACUCCUGACGUCGGUUCUAGAACAUAUACCGAGAUUAUGAGAGAACAAAUGCUCAAAGGUGAAGAGACAGAGCUGAGAAAAAGAUUAGCAGAAAAGGCUAAGGAUGGUACUCUGAAAGCUAACGGCGAACCCAAACCAGCUCCUAAAAAGAAAGGUCGUUGGGACCAAACGGAUGAUACUCCCAUACAGAAAAAAUUAUCUGGAACUUCAGCAACACCCACAUCCUGGGAUAACGCAGAUGUAACGCCAGCUGUUAUUAGAUGGGAUGAAACUCCAGGUCAUGGUAAAGGGGCAGAAACCCCCGGAGCUACACCGGGAGUGAGUACGAGAAUGUGGGACGCCACACCAGCACACGCAACACCGGGAGCCGUGACUCCAGGAAGGGAAACGCCUUCGCAUGAAAAAACUGUGACGAGUCGAAGAAAUCGUUGGGAUGAAACUCCGAAGACUGAGCGAGAAACUCCUGGACAUAACAGCGGUUGGGCAGAGACUCCAAGAACCGAUCGCGUCGCCGGAGAUUUGAUACAAGAAACUCCGACACCGUCAGCGAGUAAGCGACGAAGUCGAUGGGACGAGACACCGUCGAAUCAAACGCCGGGCUCGAUGACGCCGCAGACCCCGGCGACGCCUCUCACGACGCCUCAUCAGACGACGAUAUUGACUCCGAGUGCCGUCACACCGACGGGACCCAAAGCGAUGGGUCUGGCUACUCCGACACCAGGACAUUUGAUGUCUAUGACACCCGAACAACUGCAGGCUUAUCGUUGGGAGCGCGAGAUAGACGAACGAAAUAGACCUUUGUCAGACGAUGAGUUGGAUGCGCUGUUUCCUCCCGGAUACAAGAUCCUACAGCCACCAGCAGGAUACAUACCUAUUCGCACACCUGCUAGGAAGCUCACUGCAACACCCACACCCAUCGCGGGCACGCCUCAAGGUUUCUUCAUUCAAACGGAGGAUAAAAGCGCCAAGUAUGUCGACAAUCAACCAAAGGGCAAUUUGCCAUUUAUGAAACCAGAAGACGCGCAGUAUUUCGAUAAACUGUUAGUUGACGUGGACGAAGAAACGUUGAGUCCUGAAGAACAGAAAGAAAGAAAAAUUAUGAAAUUGCUUUUAAAAAUAAAAAACGGAACACCGCCAAUGCGUAAAGCUGCUUUGAGACAAAUAACGGACAAAGCAAGAGAAUUUGGUGCUGGACCGCUCUUCAACCAGAUCCUUCCGCUUCUUAUGUCACCUACUCUUGAAGAUCAAGAACGUCAUCUGCUAGUCAAAGUUAUCGAUCGCAUUCUUUAUAAGUUGGACGAUUUAGUACGACCGUAUGUGCACAAGAUUCUUGUCGUCAUCGAACCUCUAUUGAUCGAUGAGGAUUACUAUGCUCGUGUCGAAGGUAGAGAGAUUAUUUCAAAUUUGGCAAAGGCUGCGGGUUUAGCCACAAUGAUCUCUACAAUGAGACCAGAUAUCGAUAAUAUUGACGAAUACGUACGCAAUACCACAGCAAGAGCAUUCGCUGUCGUCGCAUCCGCUCUUGGAAUUCCUUCCCUUCUCCCUUUCUUAAAAGCUGUUUGCCGCAGUAAGAAAUCGUGGCAAGCGCGACACACUGGUAUCAAAAUCGUGCAACAAAUAGCUAUUUUAAUGGGCUGUGCCAUUCUGCCACAUCUGAAAAGUUUGGUAGAGAUCAUAGAACAUGGUUUAGUCGAUGAGCAGCAGAAAGUACGAACAAUUACCGCAUUAGCCAUUGCUGCACUGGCUGAAGCAGCAACACCAUACGGUAUCGAAAGCUUCGACUCGGUGCUAAAACCGCUUUGGAAAGGUAUCCGCACGCACAGAGGAAAAGGUUUAGCAGCAUUCUUAAAAGCUAUCGGCUAUCUCAUCCCAUUGAUGGACGCAGAGUACGCGAAUUAUUAUACCAGGGAAGUAAUGCUAAUCCUUAUACGUGAAUUCCAGUCGCCCGAUGAAGAAAUGAAAAAGAUUGUGUUGAAGGUAGUCAAACAGUGUUGUGCAACGGAUGGUGUGGAAGCUCAGUAUAUAAAGGAUGAAAUUCUGCCUCACUUCUUCAAACAUUUCUGGAAUCAUCGCAUGGCAUUAGAUCGUAGAAAUUACAGACAGCUUGUAGACACGACGGUAGAAAUAGCCAACAAAGUGGGUGCAUCAGAAAUUAUUAACAGAGUAGUGGAUGAUCUAAAGGAUGAAAAUGAACAAUAUAGAAAGAUGGUUAUGGAAACCAUCGAGAAGAUAAUGGGCAAUUUAGGAGCAGCAGAUGUCGAUUCUCGUCUAGAGGAGCAGCUCAUUGAUGGAAUUCUAUAUGCCUUCCAGGAGCAAACAACCGAGGACGUAGUUAUGUUGAAUGGUUUUGGUACGAUUGUGAACACAUUAGGUAAAAGAGUAAAGGCAUAUCUUCCUCAAAUAUGUGGUACAAUAUUGUGGAGGUUGAAUAACAAAUCGGCAAAAGUAAGACAGCAAGCUGCAGAUCUUAUUUCGCGUAUCGCAGUGGUCAUGAAGACUUGUCAAGAGGAAAAAUUAAUGGGACACUUGGGAGUCGUGUUGUACGAGUAUUUAGGUGAAGAAUAUCCAGAAGUAUUAGGUAGUAUUUUAGGGGCAUUGAAAGCCAUUGUUAAUGUCAUAGGAAUGACGAAAAUGACACCACCUAUCAAAGAUUUAUUACCAAGACUUACUCCUAUCUUGAAGAACAGACAUGAAAAGGUGCAAGAAAAUUGCAUUGACCUCGUGGGCAGAAUCGCUGAUCGUGGUCCCGAAUAUGUUUCCGCACGAGAAUGGAUGAGGAUAUGUUUCGAAUUGUUAGAAUUAUUGAAAGCCCACAAAAAGGCUAUUAGAAGAGCGACAGUAAAUACUUUUGGUUAUAUCGCCAAAGCUAUUGGACCGCACGAUGUGUUAGCGACACUUUUGAAUAAUUUGAAAGUCCAGGAACGUCAGAAUCGCGUUUGCACAACAGUGGCUAUUGCCAUCGUUGCUGAAACGUGUAGCCCUUUUACAGUAUUACCUGCAUUGAUGAACGAAUACAGAGUACCUGAGUUAAACGUACAGAAUGGAGUAUUGAAAUCCUUGUCAUUCUUAUUCGAGUAUAUCGGUGAAAUGGGUAAAGAUUAUAUUUACGCUGUGAGUCCAUUGCUAGAAGAUGCACUUAUGGACAGGGACUUAGUACACAGACAGACGGCCUGUGCUGCUAUCAAACACAUGGCAUUAGGCGUUUAUGGAUUUGGAUGCGAAGAUGCGUUGAUACAUUUAUUGAAUCAUGUGUGGCCGAAUGUUUUCGAAACUUCACCACAUUUGGUCCAAGCAUUUAUGGAUGCUGUGGAUGGAUUGCGCGUUGCGCUUGGACCUAUCAAGAUUUUACAGUAUACACUACAAGGUUUAUUUCAUCCAGCCCGUAAAGUUCGCGACGUCUACUGGAAGAUAUACAAUUCUCUUUACAUUGGUGGACAGGAUGCUCUUGUAGCUGGUUACCCUCGUAUUAUGAAUGAUCCAAAGAACCAAUAUAUAAGAUAUGAACUGGAUUAUGUACUGUAAUAAGGAACUGAUGAUUAUAAAGUACAGUUCUUACAUUUCUGAAGCUCAUCGUUGUAAAGAUGAAUUCAUGAGAAUUGCAGAAUUCUUUUUCGCAAGUCUGUGAAAUCAACAUCUGGAUCUUGAAAAAAGUUAGUAAUAUUGGGAAGCUGUUGGGACAGAUUGCAGAAUAAUGAAGUAUGUAACGUAAAUGCAGUCAAUUCUGAUGGUUAAUGUAAAAGGCUGAUAAUGUAUUACUCUAAGGCUUUGGGCGCCUUGUUGCAAUAUUAAAUUAUAAUAUCAGAAGCGAGAAAUUGUAUAAGUUUGUUCCUCGCCACUAUUUCAGUUUGAUAGUAUAGAUUAUUAUGCCACAAACUUCUUUUAAUUUUGUUUUACGUUAGAAAAUAAACAUACAAUACAAUUUA
Molecule: messenger RNA, 4413 nt
Organism: Linepithema humile (Argentine ant)
Lineage: Eukaryota; Metazoa; Arthropoda; Insecta; Hymenoptera; Formicidae
Product: splicing factor 3B subunit 1-like
Biological process (GO): spliceosomal complex assembly
Cellular component (GO): U2 snRNP; U2-type prespliceosome; U12-type spliceosomal complex
Molecular function (GO): mRNA binding
Source: RefSeq, a predicted model, not a curated record